AUGACUGAUCUGGACCUCUACAGUGAGAUUAUCGUUGAAGAUAACGAGAAGAGAUUCGAAAAUCUUGCGAAUUUCGAGCCCGAACGCGUAUCGUCUCUUCAAGCCCAGUGUUCGUUCCUGGAAGCUGAAGUUGAAGCUUUGAAUGCACAUGUCUCUCGACUGGAGAAAGAACGUCUGGCUCUGAUUGCUACAAAAGACCAGAUAACAGAUAACUUCUCGCGCUUGGGACUGGCCUGUCGCAAAGAAAUCGAGAAGUUGAAAGUACAAAUGAAGGUGAUAUGCUCAAAGUAUAAGAUUCCGGAACCGAUGGCUAUAAGCAGAAGAAAACUAAGUUGCGAAACACAGAUAAAUCCUGAAAAACAGAAUUACUACACAGAUUUGGUAGCGUAUUUGCAUGCUGAUCCUCUACCUGCUAAUAUCUAUCCCAAUAGCAAUGUGUCAAGCAAGAGUCCUGGUGUUAUGUCGAAGCGUGAUGCAUUUACGCAAACGGAGCGCUUUAUACGACACAGUUCACCUUCAUCUGCAUCUUCUUUUGGGUCUGUCUCAUCCCGUUCAAUUUCGUCAAGUUCUUCUUCAUCUUCUACAUCAUCUUCAAGUUCUAGUAGUCAAGACCAACCUCCAUCUCACGUGGCUUUGGUAAAUAAUGAUGCCAUGUCGAACUUUACUGACCAGUCAGUUGAUGAUAGACAGGUACUAUCGCUUUCACGACCGGCACUAGUGAUCAAUCCCAAGAAACUGGAAAGGUGUGGAUGUCGAGAUCCGGUUAGGCGUGAAACGCAUGAUAGAACUUGUGAAUUAAGUAAAUAUAAACAAGAGGACUCUUUUCCAAAACACUUACUUGCGGCAAAACGGUUGUACAGUUGUGAGAGAAGAUCCAGAGAAAGAUAUGCACCAAAAAGUGGUGUGAAAAAUCAGGGACCUGUUGGUAAUGCACGUAGUGGGAACAAAUUAAAAGAGCAUCGAAACAAUCAUGAAAUUGUGAAUGAUUCUAUGCGAAAAAGUAAUAUAUCGACGGAAACUCAAAUGUUAUCACUUCAUAGAGUUAAAGCGUUUUCUUCACCUAAGAGAGAAAACAUUGAUCAACCAUCCUCAAUUAAAAACUCAACUGUAAAGGACUCUCAGAACUUGCAAAUCGAUCAGCAUCGUUCCCAAUGCUUGCGAACGGGUAGCCCAAGUAAAGUAAAAGAUUCCUGUACCGGCCCAGACUCAUCGAGCAGAAACUCUGUUUCAAGUCAACUUCUCAAGGCUGUAGAGAACGCCGUACGCUCAUCAAGAGAUCAUCACGCUAUUCGCAGACAGCAUGUUUCAGCCAAUGUUGCCCACCGCAAUCGAUACCCUAGGCUCUUAUGCCGUACAAACCAAGUUCCUGUGGAAGUAUCUGGUAUGAGAAGUGGAGACUGUUCAAGCGAACCUGAAACACAAAGCAGAGAAGCCAGUUGUACAUUGUACGCAGUGCGUGCGCAUUCAAAGGAUCUAACUGAUGCAGGUCACAGAGCAGUUAAGGACAAUGAACAACUGACGUGUAACCAGAACUCGACACUCAAUGCUUUAAUUCCUGAUUCAUCGAAUAAUAUUGGUGAUAUCCACUCCCUUGGAGACCAUUCUACUCAAGAAGUUGAACUUGCUUCGAAUGAACCGGUGACAAAUUCUUUUCAUCACUCUGGUCAAUCAUCAACUCACUUUUCUCCAAAGAAUGAUUCAUUUUACUCUGUAGAAAACAAGAGUGCUGACCUGGACAUUCCAGAAGAAUUCACUGAGGAUCGAACUGAUACACCUUCCAUACGGAAGAAACUGUCACAAUCCGAGGACACAUGUAAUGAUGUUAAAGACAACGAAAGUCGUGCAGUUUGUACAGAGUGUAGUACGCAUUCGAGAUGUAAUUCUCUGUCAAAUCACUCUGAAGAGGAAUCAAACCAUUCUCAAAGGUUUAGGAAGACAGCAGAAAACCAAAAAGAAGAAGGUGAGAUCGCUGACGACGUUGACGAAGAUGAUUAUGCGGAUGUGUUCAAUUCUUCUGCGUCUCAUAUAAGUCAAACACGUAAAAGAUGUUGGUCUCGUUCUUCACCCGUCAUCCAUAAAACUCCAAAACUUUGUUCUGAAAGACAAACGAUGGAUUCUGCAACCUCUCAAGUUUCUCCAGAUUUGAAAAAUGCACCACCUUAUCCUAAGAGAGUGCAGCGUAGGUCAAGUAGGAGUUCACAGCACUACUCGGAAAAAGAUGGCUCGAGAAAUUCCAGUUCUGGUUUUGUGGAUUUGAGUUAUCGAGCCUCUCCUGGAUGCGAGGAUCGUCAUUCCCCCAAUGUAGUUACUACAAGAUUUUCUCAUUCUCCUGAACGUCGCCAUCGUGGGUCGCGAUAUAAUUCGUCCAUUUCCAGAUCCCCUUCAAUGAAACAUUCUCGUGGUGAAUAUCAUAAUGAUCCAUAUCGGUCCUCAAACUCGCGUUCUAAAAAUCAUCCUAGUCGUCGUCGUUAUAAAUCGCCAGAGAUAAAUGGUAGAGAUUUCAACUUGGGAAAACAUGAUCGAUCAACUAUUUCGUCGAACUCACCGAGACGACGGUUUCGCCAUUCGCCUGCACCACCAAAUAACCCUAACUCUUCCUAUCGUCGAUUUGAACGUGAUAGGAUGACCCGUGACAAUAGACGAUUUCGUGCUUUCUCUCCUGCUCUGAACAGAAAUCCCCAUCAUCGACUUGGCAUAAAUUCAUCAAAGGUAUCUGGUUCACGCUUUAAUCGUGUUCACCAUCAACGCAGAUUUUAA
Heterobilharzia americana is the source of this 2757-nucleotide messenger RNA. The record is from the annotation of a GenBank genome assembly. Lineage: Eukaryota; Metazoa; Platyhelminthes; Trematoda; Strigeidida; Schistosomatidae.